AUGGUCUAUGAAAUUGUAUACUUUGAUCACUAUGGAAGAGUUGAUCUUGUUAAAUUGAUCGCCGAGGUUGCUAAUAUUCCUUACAAGUUUGUUGGAAUUGCGGAUAAGGAUUGGAAAGAUUUUCAACCAACCACUCGUUACGGAUUGUUACCUUUCGUGAAAAUCAAUGACAAAUGGACUCUCUAUCAAAGCAUUGCCAUUUCUCGUUUCUUUGCUCAGGAAGGAGAAGGUCACUUGUACCCAUCCGAUCGAGUGGAAGCAACCAUCACUGAGGAAUAUGUUGCUGCUUUGGAAGAUGCUUAUAAUCAAUUUGUAUAUGCAACGUUCCUUGCUCCAGAAGACAGAAAGGAGGAAGAAACCAAGAGACUCACCGAAGGAGUGUUGACGAGUGUCUUUAAGGUGUUGAAUGCUGAAUUGGAGAAAAAUGGAGGAUAUUUGCUUCCUGGAGGUAAACUCACUUGGGCUGAUUUGUAUUUUGUUGAGUUUGCUAGUAACUUGAGUUACUACACCAAAAUUGAUCCUGUUAAAUUCGCUCCUCAAAUUCCAAAGCUCAGAGAAAAUGUAUUGAAACAUCCAAGAGCAAAAGCUUAUUUGGAAAGUGAGAGAAAUCUCAGAAAGAGUGUGUUUUAA
Molecule: messenger RNA, 630 nt
Organism: Naegleria lovaniensis
Lineage: Eukaryota; Heterolobosea; Eutetramitea; Acrasida; Naegleriidae
Exons: 2
Coding region: 1-630 (209 amino acids)
Biological process (GO): glutathione metabolic process
Molecular function (GO): glutathione transferase activity
Source: RefSeq, a predicted model, not a curated record